GAGGGACCUUCUCUCGCUCCCACCAGCCCCUGGGCACACCCCUCUUUGGCACGGUCGGUUGGAUCACUCACGCUCCAUCUAUCUCUCGCUCUCCAAAACAAGCCGGACUUGUUUGCUGCCAGCCCUCGCCCAUGUGUAUGGAGGGGUUGUGUUUUUUUUAAGUACAGCUGUCUAAAAACUGAAUGACAAAUGUGGGCGAGGCCCAGUGGGGCAGGACCACAAAUAGGGGCAGGAGGCAUCUUUGUGCUCAAGUCUCCUGGUGGCAUUUUUGUGUGAGAGACCCAGAAGGAGGAAGAACAACCCGUGGGAAGCAUGCUUUUCUCUGGGAUACUCUUGGUGAUGGGAAUCGGCGUCACAGCUGAAAAAGGUAGGGAUGUUCCUUGCCUUAUUCAAUUUAUGGGGACAUUGAUUUAUUUGUAAAAUGCAUUUUUGAGAGAGAGAGAGAGAGAGAGAGAGAGAGAGAGAGAGAGAUCACUAAUAAUUCAACAUCAGGAAGAACUUUCUGACCAUAAGAGCUGUUCAACAUUGGAACAGAGAAUACUGGGCUCUCCUUCCUUGGAGAUUUUUAAGCAGAGGUUGGGUGGCCAUCUAUCAUGGAAGCUUUAGCUGAGAUUCCUGCAUUGCAGCGGGCUGGACUGGAUGCCCCCCAGAGCCCCUUCCAACUCUAUAAUUCAUUGAUUCUGUGAUUCGCUCAAGGGCGAGCUACAACAAUUUAAGAAUGCAAUACGAAAACCAGUUUUAACAAAUGGCUGUCAAGAGAAUAGCUUGAGUCCUGAUAUAUGUAUAUCUGUGGUGUCAAAGGCUGUGGUCUGGAGGUGCGUAUUUAAGAUACAAUAGAAGGUACAUAAUGCACGUCUUCAACACACUUCUGUGGGAAGGGAGUUUCUCAGUUCAGGGAUUGCUACAGAGAAUGCCUUCUCCCACCCACGCUCCUGAAUUUACAAAGACAUUUAUUUGUUGGUUUUAUUUGUAAAAUUGCAGACACCUCUUAAUGUUAAAAGGUUGCAUCCAACAAGUCUGUGCCACUAAUGUGACUGUCCCUUAAGUUCUGCAGAAGAUAGAUUAUGCAGAAUAUAUUGGGUUGUUGAUAAAGAUAUUUGUAAUAGCAUAAUAAGACCAAACAAAUCUGUUUUCCAAUGUAUGGAAAUGUAAAGGUAAUUGAGUAUUUUUUUAUUAUUUUUAUCCUCAUUCACAUUUUUCUUCCUUCAUCACUCUUUUUUUAUAAAAGAAAUUUUUCUAUUAUAAAUAAACAAAUAAAUAAAAGUUCUACACAAAGUAGACUUUUUGAAAUUAAUGGGCCAUGGUUUAUUAAUUUCAGCGGGUGUGCUCUUGUGUAGGACUAAUGCUAGAAAUACCCCCACCCAAUUUUUAUGUUUAUUUUAAAUCUCUAAGCAGUUUACAUAAAAUAUAAUGGAGCGGGGAGUCAAUAUAAAUUAAGAAAAGAAUACAACAGCAGUGUUCAGACAAGACUUUUGAAAGACUAAAUAAAAACAGUUUAAAGCUACAUAAUAGAUAAAACUGAGCAGUUAACAAAGACUUUGUAGCCCAGUUGAAGUUAAGAAAAACGCAGCAAAAUUUGGACUAGUUUAUAUACAGUACAUGCUUCGGUUGGCAGUGUUUUUAUUGAUGCCUUUUAUGAUGGUUUAAUGUUUAAUCUCUUUGCGAUGUUUUGCAGGAAGCAAUUGAUAAAUGAAACAAAUAAUAGAAUGACAGCUACAACCUCUUGUUUAUAGAGCUCUCCCUCCUCCCCAGAUUUCCCCUUACCCAAUUGGCACACCCUGGGGACAUGCCAUCGGUUUGGAAAGGGUGGCAAAGAAUUUUGACCUCUUGAGAAACGAUUAAAAUAGAAGCGGCAGGGUGGUGUGUAGAUGUGGGGGGUAAAAACUUUGGAGAGGGGGUGGUAAGAUUCCAGAGGAGGAUUAACUUUUUCAUUUAGAGAAUAAGCCUCAGAAAGGUAGGCUCUGGAUUUCUCUAAUUUAUGCCUCCCAUAAAAUGCAAUACAUUGUUUUAGUAACUUAAAGGGUGGAAAGGCAAGAGAGGGGGUGGGGGGGGGAGGCUGUUAAUUAGGCCAGUAAACCGGGCAUCUCUCUCCCCUCAACCCCGUUUUAGUGGAACAAGUCCUUAAACAAGCCACACACAUUUUUACAGUCCUGGGUGAGGUGUGCUAAAUAUUCUAUCCUCCAUUAAGGAAAGGGAAUUUGCAGGGAGGGCAAACGGUAGACGAGUCCCUUCAGAAAAUGUGGUGAGAACUGAGGAGUGGAAUAAACAUGCUUUCCAUAGAUAACAGUAUUGCAGAUUCAUAGAAGUGUAGAGUUAGACGGGAUCUCCAAAGGUCUUCUAGUCCAACCCAUUGCAGAAUGCAGGAGUCACAGCUAAAGACAGAUGGACACCCAACCUCUGUUCAAAAUCUCCCAGGAUGGAGAGUCCAUCUCCUUCCAAGGGAGCUCAUUCCAUCUUCGAACAGCUCGUGCCGCCAGAAAGUUCUUCCUAAUGUUUAGUCGGAAUCUCCUUCCUUGUAACUCGAAUCCAUUUGUUCUGGUCCUACCCUCUGGAGCAGCAGGAAAACAAGCCUGCUCCCUCUUCCACCAAACGGAUUAUCCUCUGCACGAACUUUUCCUUCAUAGCUGUCCUGGGGCUGCAGAGAUGGAGUACAGGGUCUCUGCCAUCAGCCAGAAAAAUAAAGACAUCUGGGAAUAUGCCUCCCGGGAACAAGUAACAACAAGGGGAAGAACACUUGCAAGGACAUCAGAACCAGUGCUUGAAGUUGCAUUCUUUUCCUCUUCCCUCCCAAUCCGUUUUUCCUUUUGUGCCACACCCUUCAGAUUGUAAGGCUGAGAACAAGCACCUUAUUAUCGACUGUUGCAAGCCGCUCUGGGAAACUUUCUGCUGAAGAGUGGGAUUAAAAAAAAACCCCCAAAAAACCCUUUAAUAAGCAAAAUGAACAGCUCACUUCCUUUUCUCGUUGCCUUUCUCUAGUGUCGGUAGGAUAUACGCCUCGCCUCACUUCCAAGGACCUGGCCGCGAAGAUCACUUCCUCCACCUUCACCUUGGAACAACCUCGCUGCGUCUUCAACAAGUUUGUCGAUGCCACCGAUGAGAUAUGGCUGCUGGUCGCCCGCAGCAAUGGUACGUUGUGUGUGAUUGGUUGCAAUUAUAUCCCGCCUUUUUCUCCAUUGAGCUCUUUUUUUCUUUUUUUUGUAAAUCAAUUUUUAUUGGUUUCUUCACAAUUAAUUUCCACAGUUAAGUACAAAAGACAAAUCCCCGCCCGCCCCCAUCCCCAUUCACAAACACCUUUCAAAACCUUAUCUUUGAGGUUCUUUAAACCUCAUGACUUCCCUCCAUUCCCUCUUCGGGUUCCUUAUAUUAACAAAAUUCUUCUGCAUUUCUGUACACAUAUUUCAUCAAUUCUUCUUCUUCUUCUUCUUCUUCUUCUUCUUCUUCUUUAUAAAUAAUUUUUAUUAAUUUUCCAACAUACAUUUAUAAUAUCCAACUUAAAUUUAUCACAUAUUUUCUCUUUUGGACUUCCUUCAGCCUCUCUAACAAUCAUCCAUUAUUCAAUUUUUUAAUUACACAUUUCCUAAUCUUUAUAUUGCAUUUUAUAUACCUUCACUCUCUUAUUUUUCUUCAACACAAUAUUCCUCAAUCUUCUUCUUCUAAUUUUAUUCAAAUUUUUCUGAUUGCAAAUGUGCGGUUACACAUAUACAAUAAUUAUUUCACAUUAUUUUCCCUAACUUUGGCAUAUUUAAAUUUCAAUGGAAGGCAGCUAUCAGUUAAAUCAGAUUUAAAAUCCAGCUCACCUUCCUCACAAUCUCCUCUUAGUCUCAGGGGCUGUAAUUUCUGCCUCACUUCAGCCACCAAGGCAUUCCCAAAUAUUUCUUGCCUACCGCCCAUGCCAACCAUAGUUACUUCUGACUUUUCCUCCAGAAAUUCCACCAGUUCCUUCACAAUUUUUUCUCUUAUGUCCUCCCUCUCCUGUUCAGGAACCCCACGGAGUCUUAAGAGAUUUUCUUUUUGUUGCAUCUCAAGCAUUUCCAGAUCAUCCUCUAUCGUCUCUUUAUGCCUAUAAAGGAGUUCAUGCCUUCCUGCGCUUGCACUAUUUUUGCCACAUUGUUCCUGUUAGGGUCGCCCAGCAAGGCCUGGCGAAUAAUCCAUUUUUUUCUUAUUGCCCCUUACAGCGGCAGAAAGCUGCGCUGUCCUCAGAUCCCCUGAGGAGCUGCCCUAUCAGGCGUUCGAGAACAAUUCCUGUUACAUGACUCUGGGCACUGCCCCAGCCAACUACCCCUGCCCAGCGGAAGAAAGCAGCAAGCUCACUGUCUUGCGAGUGGGGAACGAAGUCGACUGCAAGACGGAUCCCGCCAGGCCAGAUUGCAAUGGCCCCCUGCCUGAGCCAGGACCCUACAGGUGAGUUACCUGUGUCAGGUGAUUCCCCCACCCGCCACUCAAAGUUCUGAUAGUGUCUCUGUUUUCUGAAUUAAACCAGUACUGCAUUAAAGUACUGUCUAUGGGGUUUGCUUGUUUGUUUUCCAUUUGGUGCAGCCGUCCUAAACAGGAAGCCUUGCCAGGUGUGGUUGGACUCCAACUCCCAUCGUCCCUGAUCAUUGGCCACACUGGCUGGGGAUGAUGGGAGCUGAAGUCCAACGACAUCUAGAGCAGGGACUGCCAAACUCCCCACCAACAACACUACCACAUCGGGCCUCUUGAAAAUGGCCGAGGGUCUUGGAAGACAACUUAAUGGUUCUAUUUUUCUCCCAGUAAAACAUUGUUGACAUGCAAUGGCAUUUGAUGGCUGACAUGUAAUGGACGGGUGGAAGGGGAGGAAAUUCGAUUCAGUACGCUGUUAGAAACUUGGUGCCACUUUGAAUCUAUUUUGGCCUGUUGCUAAUUCAGCUUUUCAGAAGUCCUACGUUAUCGCUUUUCAUUUUCCUUAUUGAUAAUUUUGAUUGCUUUAUCUUUUUUUGUGUAAACUGCCUUGAGGGUUGUUUGUUUUCUGCAUUCCAGCGGUGUGAAACAAAAAAAUGAAAUUAGAGCCAAAUCUAUCAUAUUUGUGCUUUCCGGGGAAAAACACAUGAGGCGUUCUAGCCUGCGGAGUGGGGGGUUACCUGGGGAGAGUCCUGAGGACUGGGAGGAGGAGGUGUCAGAAACUGAAGAGGCAACAGAGUUUAGUGAGCAGGAAGAGGCUGUGUCAGAGAGCAGUCUAGGGUGAAAGGCAGAAUAGGAGGCUGGAGAGGAGGAGGGCAAAGAGGCAGGGAUGAGGCAGGCUGCUAAAGAAGCCAGGGGGUCUCCCCCUUCUACUGCGACCAACUCACUUCCCCCCUGGUCUCCCAGAACCAGAAGAGGUAUGAAGAGGGCGGAGCAAAGGCAGGCACAGCAAGGAAGUCUCAGAUUGCUUAGGGGAGGAAAGGAGUCUUAGAGAGCUGUGGGAAGUAAGGGACAUUCAGUCCUUAUAACUGCCUCACUGGGGUAAGACCUACUGGGUAGAAUUGCUGUGAUCACUAGGCCUGCACUGUUUUUGUUUCUUGAAUUAAAAGCUAAUCUCACUGACACCGGGUGUUUUAUUGCUGACCUACCCCUGGCCCUAGCUCCUGACAAUCUCCAGGGAGGACUCAAGGUGCCCCUUAACUCUCUCUUUUUUUUAAAAAAAUCAAUUUUUAUUAAUUUUUCUGAAUUACAUUUCAAAAUAUUCAUUUAAACAACCUUAAAUCAAUGACUUCCCUUCUUCUUAUGUGGUUCAUUUUGCAUACCAUAAAGGUAAAGGUAAAGGGACCCCUGACCAUUAGGUCCAGUCGUGACCAACUCUGGGGUUGCGGCGCUCAUCUAGCUUUAUUGGCCAAGGGAGCCAGCAUACAGCUUCUGGGUCAUGUGGCCAGCAUGACUAAGCCGCUUCUGGCAAACAAGAGCAGCGCACGGAAACGCCGUUUACCUUCCUGCCAGAGCAGUACUUAUUUAUCUACUUGCACUUUGACGUGCUGCUAGGUUGGCAGGAGCAGGGACCAAGCAACGGGAGCUCACCCCGUCGCGGGGAUUCGAACCGCCGACCUUCUGAUCUGUCCUAGGCUCUGUGGUUUAAUUCAUAUUCCUGCAUAUUUUACAUGAACUAAACCAUUCAGUAAUCCAUUGUUACAUCCAUCAAAACUUAUUUACUCUGUUGAAUUUAUCUUAAUGCUACCAGUGUUUUUAAAUGAACACAAUUUUCACCUAUAUAUUCAGUAAAUAUUUUCCAGUCUUCUUUAAACGUGCAUUCUUCUUGUUCUCUUAUUCUAGAAGUUAAGUCUUCAAGCUGUGCGUAUUCCGUCAGUUUAAGUUGCCAUUCUUCUUUGGUUGGGACCUCGCUUGUUUUCCAUUUUGGGGCUAACAAAACAGAGGCUGUGGUAGUAGUAUACAUAAAUAGCUUUUUUUUUUUUUUUGACACCUGGGAAUUUCCCUCUGAAUUAUAUCCAACAAAAAGGACUCUGGGUUUUUUUGGGAAAUGUACUUUUAAACUCCCCCCCCAAAAAAAUUCACUAUAUACCAUAUCCCAAUACUCUUUUACCCUUUUACAAGUCGCCCACAUAAGAUAAAAGGUACCCUCAACCUCUUUACAUCCCCAACACUUAUCUGAUUCAGACUUACACAUUUUAGCAAGUCUACUCGGAGUUAAAGACCAUCUGUAAAUCAUUUUCAGGUGCCCCUUAUCUCAAACCCUGAAGGGAGAUGCUGCCAGCCAGUGUCAACAAUCCUGAGUCAGAAGGACCAAUGGUCUUUUUCAGUCCCAGGCAGUUUCCUUCUUUCCUUUAUUCAUGUGACUUGGAAGAGGGUAUUCCGACUCCAUCAAGUUCUUACCUUUCUCUUCUCAGAGUGAAGUUUCUGGCCUUUAAUUCCGGAGGCCCCACAGCAGAGUCGAGAUGGUCAGAUCCCAUCACGCUGAUCCAAGGUAACUGAACAGGACCUGCUGGGUGCAAUCCACACCCUGCCAAGCACGUUGGAGACCCCUCAGUUUCAAGAGGACCACUGCAGAUGCCUUCAAACGCCUCCCUAUCACUGUGUGCAGAUACAUGUUUAUCACUAGAGGGCCGAAGGACUAGGAGUGCCUUUUAUCAGCUCGGCCUGGUUUGCCAACUAUGGCCAGUCCUGGGCAGGGAUAAAUUGGCCACUGCAGUCCAUGCUUUGGUAACCUCAAGGCUGGACUACUGCAAUGCGCUCUGUGUGGGGCUGCCCAUGGGACUGGUUCAAACGCUCGAGCUGGUGCAGAAUGUGGCAGCCAGGUUGCUGAUUGAGGCGGCUGGCCAGUAGCAUGCAACACCUUUGUUAAAACAGCUGCACUGGUUACCCAUCUGUUACUGAGCCAGGUUCAAGGUCCUUGUCUCAAUUUACAAAGGCCUGAAAAAGUUAGGUCCAGGGUACCUCAAGGUACCUCAGGCUCAAUCAGAGAGAUAAUCUGCAGAGGCAUUGCUAGUCACACCUGAAGUUGGCGUGGUUCAUUUGACAACGAGAAACUGAGCCUUUAGUGUCGUGGGCCCAGUCCUGUGGAACUCUCUGCCACUGGAGAUUCAGCAGACAACUUUUCAGUGGCAACUUUUAAACGCCUGCUGAAAACUUUUCUAUUCUGCCAGGCCUAUGCACGCAAUUACCAUUUGCUGCUGUCUGUUUUUAACUUUUGUGCUUUUAACUUGUGUUUAACUUUUUUAUGCUUUUGAUGUAUGGUUAUAUGGCUUUAUUGCUGUAAACCAUUUUGUUAUACUUUUGUGAUAUAGCGGCAAACAUUUUUUAUUAUAAAUAAAUAAAUAGUCCCCCACCACCGCGGUUGUGAUGCUCAGGAAUCAGGGCUCACCAACCUUUCUAGACCUCUGGGUGCAUAUACAUAUAUGACACUGAGUAUGCCAUUCCUUCUAGUCACUUUUCAAUAGAACGGCCCGUCUGACAAUUACAGCUUUAAAUGUAUUCUCUUGUCCUUAUCAGGGAAGGAUCCCGAGACGAUCGACACAUCCCCUGAGCGGCGGAGCGCAGGAAUGAUUGCCAUUGCCACUAUCCUCUCCAUCCUCUCUGCCAUCCUGCUGGCUGCCCUCAUUGCUGCCUUGGUCUAUAAAUAGUACGUUUCUAUUUAGAAUUGCGGAGGGAAUUGACUAUGGCCUUGCCUGAAACCCGGUGGCCGUGUCACCCUGGAGUUAAGGGCCUUUGCUUGACGUCUGCAGCUUGGCUUGCUUACUUGAGCCUUCUGGAGCAUAGGACGUUAGUCAUGCCCAAAACAGAAACGAAUGGAGAUGGCUAGCACAUUCACUUCAAUGGGUCGCCUCUGAGUAGGACUUAGCUGAAUGUCUGGGCAAAUGUUUAAUCCUAUAUUUGAUGCAUUUUUGUCUAGCAGAGGAGGAGAAGGAGGCAAUGUGGUGGGGAGACAUCCACAAGGGUGGGUCGGUGGCAAUGAGCAGAGGUGGCUGGAUCUGCCACCUGAGGUGACCACCUCACCUCAUGGGCAGGCCGGACCCUGCCUUUAAGUAAUACAGGAGUUUCCCCAGUUUAAUUGUGAAGUGUUUCUUUUUCAUUUAGCUGAGCCUACGCCCAACCUUUUCCUCCAAAGAGCUCAAGGUGGUGUAUACUGUUAUCCUCAUUUAAUCCCCACAACAACCCUCUGAGGCAGAUUAGGCUGAGAGACUGGUCCCCAAGAUCCCCCAGUUAAAGCUUCAUGGCCAGGUGGGAGGAUUUGAACCCUGGUCUCUCUCAGGUCCUCCUCCAGCCCUCUAACCACUACACCACCACUGCUUCUCCCACAUCAGUGAGGUUGAGGCCCGACACGACCUUACGCGAUCCUCACAGCCCAUAUUGACCUCAUUCGUCCUUCUGCCAUUCCUUUCCCACAGUUCGGACGUCUGCGGCAGUGCCGAGAUUGUCACCGUGAGGGAUCCAGCGACAAUCACCCGCUACACCACCCACCAUAUAUAUGACCAGCCUGGCCGAAACUUGUGAGGCCCUCUGUUUCAGGACAAUCUGUCGACAGUAUCCAUCUUCCCUUUCCCCUCCCGCUGUGGCUGCCUCAAUCCCUUAGACUCUCUCAAGGAGCUCAGCUGAGACAUUUGGCCUUUGGACGUACAUCCCAUUCCUGAGUCCCUCUUGGAGGAGCUCAGAGGAGUUGGCGGAGCGGAGGGAAGAGGAAAAACUGAGCGAUCAUCUGUGAAUUACACACUUUGGGAUGUUUUCUUCCCUGAAGAUGGAUUUUGGCGGCACCUUCUGCUCAAAGGAGAACCCGAUGCGACAGUGGUUGUGUCUUAACACAUUGAAAUAAUUCCAUAUGUAAACAGCAGCAGAUUUACACUGUUCCCAAUGAACGAAUAAGUUUCCACCGUCUGGGGGCAGCCUCAUUUUAAAAGAUGGGGAGGCGGGAGGCGGGGAGAGAGCUUUCGGGGUUGUUGUCUUUUCAAUUAAGCAUCAUAGAUGUGGUGGUUACGGGCAGAGUAAUUCACCAAAGAUACAGAAGGAGAGAAGCUUCGGGGCCAGAGUGCCCCUCAAUUAAAGAAGUCUUUGUUUGAUGAAUGGGAUGGGGUUUGUUUGAACCUGAAAGGAAUAUCUCACAGGAGAAAAGGGACGCACACCUUGUUUUCAGGCAUCCGUGGGAGCAACAGGCAUCUUCUUAAAAGAGGCUUUUGAGUGCCUCUUAGAAGAUGGUGCCUGUCGGCUGGGAAGUCUGGCGGUACUGUUAUUAAAAUAUAAUCUAUAUCAUUUUAACCUGCUGUUGCCAAGUUAAUCAGGGGCAGGCACCAUUCAAAACUGUGGAAUGGAGAAAUCAACGCAACCAAGGGUGUGCACUUCCAGGUAUGGUUGGACUACAACUUCCAUCCAGGGGUGGCCCGGCUGAGGCAAAACAGGAAGAUGCAGUGAGAAUGAGGACCCUCAUUGUCCUUAGAAUCGUAGAGUUGGAAGGGACCCUGCAGAUCACCUAGUCCA
Podarcis lilfordi (Lilford's wall lizard) is the source of this 9912-nucleotide messenger RNA. Lineage: Eukaryota; Metazoa; Chordata; Lepidosauria; Squamata; Lacertidae. The record is from the annotation of a GenBank genome assembly.